Ipomoea triloba (trilobed morning glory) is the source of this 2469-nucleotide messenger RNA. Its product is annotated as receptor kinase-like protein Xa21. The record is from RefSeq and is a predicted model, not a curated record. The transcript has 4 exons. Gene Ontology annotation, molecular function: protein binding; protein kinase activity; ATP binding. The coding region runs from base 1 to 2469 and encodes 822 amino acids. Lineage: Eukaryota; Viridiplantae; Streptophyta; Magnoliopsida; Solanales; Convolvulaceae. Gene Ontology annotation, biological process: protein phosphorylation.
AUGGCUUUCAUUCCCAAUGCUUUAACAGCCAACAUCACAACUGAUCAAUCUUCCCUCCUUUCUUUGAAAUCCCAUGCCAGCUUAAGCCACCACCAUAUCUUGGCAAAAAACUGGUCGACCAAUACCUCUGUUUGUGACUGGAUUGCAGUUGUAUGUGGAUCAAAGCACCAUAGAGUUGUUGUUUUAGACAUAUCCAGUAUGGGUCUCGUGGGUACUCUUCCUCCACAACUAGGCAACCUCUCGUUUCUUGUUUCUCUUAAUUUGAGUCACAAUAGUUUCCAUGGAAACUUACCUAGAGAGUUAGCCAAUCUACGUCGACUAAAAUUUUUAGAUUUCAGUUAUAAUGAUUUUAGUGGUAAAAUUCCAGAGGAAAUUGGUAAUCUUGAGAAUGUAAGAAAUUUGAUAUUGGAAUUUAACCAGCUUGAAGGUCCUAUACCCUUUACCAUCUUAAACAUUUUCACCUUACAACUUUUGUCCCUUAUGAAUAAUAACUUAUCUGGUCCGCUUCCUAUGAACCUAUGUCAACAUCCUUCUAGACUUAAAGCAUUGUGUCUGUCUUUCAACAAGUUGAAUGGUGAUAUUCCAAAUAGUUUAUCAGCAUGCUCAGAACUUGAAGAACUAUUGUUAGAUAACAAUAAUUUUGCAGGGAUGGUGCCGAGGGAGAUUGGGAACUUGACUAUGCUUAAGUUUUUACACCUCGGAAGUAACUACUUAGAAGGUGAAAUACCAAAAGAGUUAGGCAAGCUUGAUGAACUAGAGGAACUCAAAUUGGAUGAAAAUGAAUUAAGUGGUUUUAUUCAAUGGGAAAUCUUCAAUAUCUCAAGCCUAACAGAUAUGACACUAGCAUCAAAUUAUAACCUUUCAGGUCCAAUCUCGGAUUGUUUAGGGAACGUUUCUUCGUUGAGAGAGGUCUAUCUGUUUAAAAAUGAAUUCACUUUCUUUCCUCCUACCCUAUGGAGCCAUGAAAACCUUUUGAUGCUCGAAUUGUAUUCAAAUAACUUGAGCGGUUCUUUACCUCAAGAAAUUGGGAAUGCAAAGACGGCAAUACAUAUUUAUCUGUCAAAUAACAAACUAUCUGGGCAAAUUCCACUUAGUAUUGGAGGUUUGACAGAAAUAAUAAAUUUUUCUGUGGCUCAUAACACAAUCCAUGGUUCAAUUCCUGACGCAUUUGGAAAACUCCUAGAUCUACAUUUAUUGGAUCUUUCUGAUAAUAAAAUCUCCGGAAUGAUUCCGAAGUCAUUAGAGGGACUUGUAAGCCUGAAAUAUUUCAAUGUUUCAUACAACAAAUUAAUCGGAGAGAUUCCGAGUGGAGGCGCUUUUGCCAACUUCACUUAUGAAUCAUUCUUGUCAAAUGAUGGUCUAUGUGGUAGUCCUCGGAUGCAUGUUCCACCUUGCCCUGCCAAUUCUCUACGUACAUCGAAGAAGAGCAGAGUGGUUAUGUUUGUACUCAUCUCGUUGGCAGUUCUUAUAGUUCUAGUUGUCUCUGUUACUGUAUACUUGAUUUUCAAGAGGCGCAAGAAGGUGAUUCCCAGGGAACCUUACUUCUUGUCGACAGUAACACCAGCAAGAUUUUCAUACUAUGAACUCCAACGGGCAACCAAUGGAUUUGAUGACAGCAAUUUGCUAGGUAGCGGAAGUUUUGGUUCUGUUUAUAAAGGGACUCUAACAAAUGGGAUGCAUGUGGCUACCAAGGUUUUUCACUUGCUACAUGAAGGUGAAAAUAAGAGUUUUGAUAUUGAAUGUGAAGUUUUGCGCAACAUUCUUCACAGAAAUCUCAAAAAGGUUCUUGGCAGUUGCUCCAACUUGGAUUUUAAAGCAUUGGUGCUCGAGUACAUGCCUAAUGGGAGUCUACAUAAGUGGUUAUAUUCUCACAAUUAUUUUUUGAAUAUAAUACAAAGAUUGAGUAUAAUGAUAGAUGUGGCAUCUGCGUUGGAAUAUCUCCACUUUGGUUACUCUGAGCCCGUUAUUCAUUGUGACUUGAAGCCCAACAAUGUGCUAAUAGAUGCAGACAUGGUGGGACAUUUGAGUGACUUUGGUGCUGCAAAGCUCUUAGGAGAUGAGAACUCCAUGGCCUUUACAAAUUCCCUCACAACAAUUGGUUACAUUGCUCCAGAGUAUGGACGAGAGGGUCUUGUGUCUACUCGCAGCGAUAUGUACAGUUAUGGUAUCAUGUUGCUUGAAGUUUUUACAAGGACACAACCUGGAGAUGAAAUGUUCAAUGAAGAUUCAAGUCUAAGGAGUUGGGUGCAGAAUGCAUUUCCUACGGAAAUAGGUCAUGUUAUAGAUCCCAACUUACUUGGACUAGAUGAGGAAAGGUAUGCUGAAAAAUUGCAGUGUGUUAUAGCUAUCUUUGAGAUGGGGAUGAAAUGUUCAACAGACUCCCCGAGAGAAAGGAUGGUCAUCAAAGAUGCCUUACCAGCACUGGAAAAGAUCAAAGUCACACUCCUUUCGCUAUAUGCAAGAACUUAA